AUGACCGGUCCAAAAGAUAGCGGUGUCUACGAGACACAGACGGAGAUGGAGAUCGAGAAAGGUCAACCGAGAACGCUUUGGGGCGUUGUCAAGGAGGUGUUCAACUGGUAUCCGUCCCACUACCCUGCCAAAGAGCGAAAACUCUUGUUCAAACUCGACCUCUCCAUCUUAAUUUUCUCAUGCCUGUGCUUCUUCACCAAGUACCUCGAUCAAUCGAAUCUCAGCAAUGCGUAUACUUCAGGAAUGAAGGAGGACCUCGAGCUCUAUGGCAAUGAGCUGAACUACUUCAAUGUGUCGUAUUUUACAGCCUACGUCAUUGCUCAAAUCCCCUUGCUGCUACUCAUCUCCCGCCCCAAGCUCGCUCGGUACAUGCUCCCCACCUUGGAAAUAGCCUGGGGCAUCCUCACUUUCGCCCAGAGUCGUGUCACGAGCGCCACACAGCUGUAUGCGCUGCGCUUCUUCGUCGGCCUUUUCGAAGCCCCCGUCUUCGCCGGCACGCACUUCAUCCUCGGCAGCUGGUACCGCAAGCAGGAGCUGUUCAAGCGCGCGGGGACGUGGUUCAUCUGCAACUCGCUCGGCACCAUGGUCAGCGGUUACUUGCAGGCAGCAGCGUACACGAAUCUGUCUGGCGUUGCCGGUCUGUCGGGAUGGCGAUGGCUUUUCAUCAUAGACGGCAUCUUCACCAUCCCCGUCGCCCUCGCCGGCUUCUUCAUCUUCCCCGGUAUUCCCGAAUCGCCCAAGCCCAUCUUUCUCACCCAUGACGACAUCUCUCUCGCCAAGGAACGCAUGGCGGAUGAGAAGGUCCGGCCGCCGGGGAAGCUCAACCUGGACGUCUUCAAACGCAGCCUGCGCCGAUGGCACAUCUACGUCUUCGUGUUCUGCUAUAUCUGCAUGAUCAUCUCCUCGUACCCGUCCUCGUACAUGAACCUCUGGCUCAAGGCGGAGCGCUACUCGGUCCCGCAGAUCAACAAGCUGCCGACGGCGCUCAACGCCAUCACCAUCGUCUCCAGCUGGCUGGGAACCACCCUCGCCGCCAUCUACCCCAGCUGGGCGAUUUACUCCGUCGCCAUGGCCGCGUGCGUCUUCUCGAGCGCCUGCAUGACGGUUUGGAAGAUCCCCGUCGCGUUGAAGUGA
This is a messenger RNA of Diplodia corticola, 1134 nucleotides long. RefSeq names its product vitamin h transporter. Gene Ontology annotation, cellular component: membrane. The record is from RefSeq and is a predicted model, not a curated record. Gene Ontology annotation, molecular function: transmembrane transporter activity. The transcript is spliced from 7 exons. The coding region runs from base 1 to 1134 and encodes 377 amino acids. Gene Ontology annotation, biological process: transmembrane transport. Lineage: Eukaryota; Fungi; Ascomycota; Dothideomycetes; Botryosphaeriales; Botryosphaeriaceae.